This is a messenger RNA of Merops nubicus (carmine bee-eater), 1070 nucleotides long. It is a transcript of the gene AXIN2, whose product is annotated as axin 2. The transcript is spliced from 3 exons. Gene Ontology annotation, biological process: negative regulation of canonical Wnt signaling pathway. The annotation marks the transcript as partial. Lineage: Eukaryota; Metazoa; Chordata; Aves; Coraciiformes; Meropidae. The record is from RefSeq and is a predicted model, not a curated record.
CCAUGAGCAGCGCUGUGGUCCUCGCCCACCUCCCAGACCCCAGCAGCAGCUUCAGGGAAGACGCUCCCCGACCCCCUGUCCCGGGGGAGGAAGGAGAAGCACUAUGUCCCCAACUCUCCAGCUCGUUCCUCCCCAAAAGCCAAAGCUUCAAGGCCAUGCCGGUGCCUCCUGCCCCGCGGAGGAAUGAGAACGGGCUCGGGGAGCCGGAAGGCAGCGCAUCCCCAGACUCCCCUCUGGCCAGAUGGACCAAAUCCUUGCAUUCCUUGUUGGGAGAUCAAGAUGGUGCCUAUCUUUUUCGGACCUUCUUGGAGAGGGAAAAGUGUGUGGAUACCUUAGACUUCUGGUUCGCCUGCAAUGGCUUCAGGCAGAUGGACCUUAAGGAUACCAAAACUUUAAGAGUAGCCAAAGCUAUAUACAAAAGGUACAUCGAGAACAACAGCAUCGUCUCCAAGCAGCUCAAGCCUGCUACCAAGACCUACAUAAGGGAUAGCAUCAAGAAGCAGCAGAUAGAUUCUAUCAUGUUUGAUCAGGCACAGACUGAGAUUCAGACCGUGAUGGAGGAAAAUGCUUACCAGAUGUUUUUAACUUCUGAUAUAUACCUCGAAUAUGUAAGGAGUGGAGGAGAGAACCCUGCUUACAUGAACAGCAAUGGACUGGGGAGCUUAAAAGUUGUCUGUGGCUAUCUCCCGACCUUGAAUGAAGAAGAGGAAUGGAGCUGUGCAGACUUUAAAAACAAAAUCUUGCCUUCGGUGGUUGGACUAUCCAGCAAGACGUUGAGGGUUACAGCGAACGUCCGAGCUACGGAGAUGAUCGAGAACGGCUACAGGUCCUUCAAGAGGAACGACCCCAUUAACCCAUACCAUGUGAAUUCUGGCUACGUUUUUGCCCCAGCCACCAGCGCGAACGACAGCGAGAUAUCCAGCGAUGCCCUGACGGACGACUCCAUGUCCAUGACGGACAGCAGCGUAGAUGGGAUCCCCCCCUACAGAAUUGGGAGCAAGAAGCAGCUCCAGCGGGAAAUGCAUCGGAGCGUCAAGGCCAACGGGCAAGUUUCUCUACCUCAUUUUCCG